GGGCGUGGUGGAGGCUCUCGCGGCUUACGUGUCCUUCGGCCUACGCUGACGUAGCACAGCACCCUGACGUCACCUUUCCCUGUGUGACGUGAUGCAGAGCCUGAGCCUUAGGCCUCUUUGUCUCUCCUGACCUGGGUGUACCGGCAGGAUGGCCUCGCCCCUUAGGGGCAAGUCCUCCGCCCCGCGAGUGGAAAGCACCCGCCACAAGGAGACUGUCCUCGUGGAGACGUCGUCCCACCGCGAGGAAACAUCAUCCCACCGCGUGGAGACUUCCUCCCGGCAGGUUCGAACGUCUUCCCGGCAGGUGGAGACGUCUCUGCGCCACCGAGAGGGGCCCUCCCUCACCCCCUCCACGAAGCGACUCCCCGGAUUCCUCGAGGUGUCCUCCCAGCACGUGGAAACCUCCUCGCAGUGCACGGAAACGUCCUCCAGCCACGUCAGGGCAUCGUCAUCUCUGCGGGUGGAGACGACUGUGCACCGUGUAGAGAGCCCAGCCAGGCGGGACAAGAAAGCUGCUCGCCAGAGUGCCAAAUUGGCCCGAUGAAAGUGGUGCCCAAGGGCCCUGGCCCUUAGCCAGGACCGAAGGGCUUCCAGUUGUCUGCCAGCCAGCUUCCAGGAGAGCCAAGCAUCUUUGGUUUCAUGGAAUCAACCCAUAAAUCAAUGUAAGAAACAGGCUGUGGUUUCGGGGCGCUGCCAACAUGUAUUGACUUUGCAGCACCUUAGACCACCCUGCUAUUAACCCAGAGUACUAUUUAACUUGAAGCCAGCAAAGAAGGGUUUCAGACUUGCGGUGCUGUAUAUACCCGGCCGGUGGACGUAGAGGCUCUUUGAGUCUCUGCACCAGUAGUAUCUGGAAGACUGGCUGAAUGUGACCUGGAAAAGCCAGACACCUGACUUCUAUCUAGAUCACUGAUGCUUCAGGAAAGGCACAGGAUCCUGGUAGACUCUCUGUUGUCCGUCUCUUAAAAGAAAUUUUUAUCUAGGUUUCUUCCUCCACAUUCCACUUAUUCAUGUUUCAAAGCUGGAAUGGAAAGAGAGAUGCAUAGAGCAAGAAGGUGCCAAAGAAGUAAUAGAUAAGUCCGUAUUUGCCAUAAUACUAUAUUAUACAUUCCACAACUUCAAAAUGACACUGUGUGUUGAAGGUAAUUGUUAAUGUACCUGUUGUACUUUGUAAAUGCGUGUUAACCUUAGCCAUGCUGUGUGUCGUCUUCACAUUGUUCUCUACAGGGAGAAGUGCUGCUAUACCUGGCGCAUGUCAUACAACGUUAAAGGCAAUAAGUGCAACAAUAAUGAACGAAGAGCAGUAGUCUCCAUUUGCAGUCAAGAAAGCCUUUAAAGCCGGGCGGUGGUGGCGCACGCCUUUAAUCCCAGCACUCGGGAGGCAGAGGCAGACGGAUCUCUGGGAGUUCGAGACCAGCCUGGUCUACAAGAGCUAGUUCCAGGACAGGCUCCAAAGCCACAGAGAAACCCUGUCUCGAAAAAGCAAAAAAAAGAAAGAAAGCCUUUAAUGGCACAAUCUAAAAAUUGGGUUUAUUAUACUAGGUAAUAGUUGUAUACAACUUGCCUUCAGUUGUACCAGUCAGGUUAGUUUAAAAAACUAAAUAAAUGCAAAUUCUUGGAAAGAGGUCACUUCUUAUUCUCAUAAUCUUCCUUUUUAUAUAUUACCUGAGGGUGGUUUACAAUAUCUACUGUCUAUUGUAUUCAAAAGAAAUGACUGGCUGUUUUGGUGCACACCCAUAAUCCCAGGACUAGGAGAGGCUGAUGCAGGAGGAUUACCAUGAGUUCCAGGCCAGCCGGGGAUAUAUAGUAAUUAUCAGACUAGUCAAAGCUAUGAAGCAAGAUCCCAGCUCAAAAAAUAAGAAGAUAAAGGAAAGGCAAGCCCAGUAAGAUGGCUUGGAGCAUAAAGGUGCCUGCCACCAUGCCACCAAGCCUGAUACCUGAGUUUGAUUCCAGGGACUUACAUGGUAGGAGGAGAGAACAAACUCCCAAAGUUGUCCUCUGACCUCCACACAUAUGCCUCCCCUCACCCUUCUCACACAUAUACAAUAUAUUUAAUUAAAAAUUUUAAAAGGUUGGCAUUAACAGCUUCCUCUUCUCCUGAACUACUCAGGCCACAGGAAGAACCAGGAAUCCAGUUAACAAGGUGUUUUCCUCACAUCUUCAUCUAGACUUUCCAGAAUUCCUGUUCCCCCAUUCUUUCUGUUGCUCCCAGCCUAGAAUGACAAGUAUAGGUAUCUGAGCCCUGAAUGUUUGACCCAGCCUCUACUGUGUUAAAUAGCCUUUACCUCUGCUUCCCCUGCCUGAGCCCUUACCACCCCAGUAAUCAGUGGUUAGAACUGCAUGACUGAAAAACAGAAAACUUGUCCCAAAGUGUCAAAAAUAGGAGCCGUUUCUCUCUCCCUUAGUAAGUCACCCAGUGUCAUCCAGGAAAGCCUGAGAUCAGCCUGUUAUCUGUUUUACCCCCUGAGGUGUACAGUACAUUAGCUCUGCAUGCUUGCUUGUUACCUUGUCUUGGUUAGGGUUCAUUGCUGUGAAGAGACACCAUGCCCACAGCAACUCUUACAGGGGCUCUCCAGGCAGCAGGAAGAGACUGUGAGCCAGUAGGCCUGUUUUGAGCUUCUGUGACCUCAAAGCCCAUCCCCAGUGACACACUUUUUUCAACAAUGCCACACCUACUCCAGCAAAGCCACACCUCCUAAUUGUGCCUCUCCCUGUGAGCCUAUGGGGGCCAUUUUCACACACCUCAAGGUUAUAAGAUGCUUGCAUGUCUGCAGCACUCCUGCCUGUGUUCAUCUCAGAUGGAAAGCACAGCAGAAGGAUAAUUGUUCUUCCUACCAGUGUUGUGUCCUGUUAGCUGGGAAGAGAAACCUUUACCGGGACCCCAGCUGAAUCAUACCUGUUUUCUUUAGCUGCAAGGGAGCCUGGGACGACAAUUAUCUUUCUAGCCUGAGCGGUGGUAGAAGAAAGGGAAAAGGCUGGAACUGAUACUCAGUGAGCCAGUCUAGGGUUUUUUUAUGUUUCGGAGCAUGACGGUCUCUUUCAGGUGACCAGUGGUCCUCUGGGGUUCUCAGCAGCAACUUUGUUUCUUCGUCUUUAGCAUAACAUUGACCAGGCUGCCAGACAGCACUGCUCAGGGCCUUUUCUCUCAUAGAUGCUGUGGAGUAGAACAUGGGAAACACAUUUUUGCAGGUUAGUAAUUCUUUUUUUUUCCUCUUUGAGAACAUUCAGGACAUUGCUUCACUCUCCUGAUUUGCAUUGCUUCCAACAAUGCCAACCACAGUUACGCAGCUUUAGCCUUGUCUGUUCCUCUAUGCAAAGGCUUCCCACGGCCUCUGUCAGAUGUGGUGUGCUCUGUAUUGGUGGUGGAGCACUUUAUGAUACACCGUGGUAUACUUUAUUUCCCAUGUCUUGUAUUUGGGGUUGUUUGUACCCUUUGAAACUUUGGCUUCAUGGUCUUCAGAAUAUUUAGAAAUUGGAGGGGGAGGUCAUUAUUCCUUCAAAUGUUCUUUUCAGCCUCUCUGUGGACAUAAAUCGCAGGUCAAAUAAGCAGUGUGAAGCUGACCCAUACCUCAUCAAUGCUCAGUUUUUUCUCUCCACAUUUCACUGGAUACUUGGUAUUGCAUUUGUUCUCCUGUUUAUCCUACUCUUUUUUCCGGCAACAUCCUCUCUAUCAUAAAUGCCAUCCAGUGUGAUAUUUAAAUAUUUUUUUAAAAUUUCAUUUACAGUUUUUAUCUCUAAUAGUUCAAUGUGGGUCUUUUAAAUUAUCUUCCAAACAUAAAUAAAUUUCUCUACACAUUCCUUUUUUUAUGUUCUUGGCAUGUUUGGCCUGCCCUGUCGUUACUCAGAUAUAUACAGUUUUGUUUUUUACAUGUCCUCAUUUAGUUCUGUCAUCUGUAUAGUCUCUGGGACCGUGUCUAUUGAUAGAUUUUUCUCCUCAUUAUGAGUUAUAGUUUGUGGUUGUCACUUUUCAUGUCUGGUUAUUUUUAUUUGUAUGCCAGGCAUAGUAAAUUUUAAUUUUAUUGAGUGUUCUAUAGUUUUCCUAUUCUUACAAUUCUUGAACUUUAGUCUAGUCAUUUGAAAGUUAUUAGCAAGCUGUUGUUGUUUGUAUCUACUUUUAAGCUGUUUUGUGAGUUCUUGAUUUGAUGAAUGAUUAAUGUUCUCUGAGGCAAAAACUUUCUGUGUCUCUGUAUAUCCCCAAUUUAGGAGAUUUUCUUCUCUGGCUUGGGAGAACAAUCCCUGUUCUCAGUGCAGGUGAGCUGGAGUUUCCUACCCUCGAGCAAUUUCCUUAGACGUGCGAUGAUCAGUACUCGGGUUGUUCAUUUCUUCAGCUAUUCCAGGCCAGAGGGAAGCCUGUUACUCCAUUCUGCCUGGAAUCCUCUUUCUUAUUAAAUACAGAUUUUGCUGAAGUUUAAUGUUACCAUUUCAUUUCUAGGUAGCAGAAAAUUCAGGUGGGAUUGUGAACAAAUGGUUAGGGUAUCAUAGCCCAGGGAUGGAGCACACCAGUCUCUGAGAUGGACACAAUGGCUAUAUUGACCUGCUCUCUCUUUCAUUUUCAAAACAGAAUGGCACUUUGUAGCCCAAGCAGACCUUGAACCUUGGUAUUCUGUUUCCACCAUCUGAGUGCUGGGAUUACAUGUAUGUGCCGCCUUGCCUGGUUCGUUGUGUCUCUGAGAGAAGAUGAUAAUAACAUUUUUCCUGUGAGAAAUGGUUACAUUGUUAUAAGUAGAAAAAGAUUAGGAGGGUAUGAGAAUUUAAAUAUAAAUGCUAGUUAUUAAUACUAUCAGUUGUACCUGUUGAGAGUUUACUCUUGGCUGCAAAUCCCGGCAAAUUUCUUCUUUACCUGUGGUUUUUGCUAUUCUGCCACAAGGGGGCGCUGUAAGAUGCAUUCUCUCUAGAGGACCAGGGACGCUUCCUGCCUGGGGCCCUCACAGUGCCUCCUUAGGCUUCCUGUGAAGUCCCUGUAACCAGCCACACUGAACCCUGGCAGUUGCAGUGCCAUUCCCUUAGCGGCAGCUGAAUAUAAUUUAAUGAAAUGUAGAAAAUUUUGAAUUUAAAUUUUCUAUUUGAAGAACCCAUUUUAUUAAACAUAGCUGAUCAUUUGUUCUCAGAAGUUUGAGUUUCAACUCUACAGGGGUCCUCUGAAUGUCUCAGCUUUAGUAGGUCCAGUCUCUGCUCUCCUGUCUGCUACUGAGCACACAGAUCCCCUCCCUCCCUUCCUGUCUGAAUUGCCUGUUCAUAGCCUUUGCUCAUUCUUUUCAGUUUUUCUUAGUGAUUUGUUUAUCAAUACUAAAUAUUUUAGCUUGUUUAUGAAUACUAAAUAUUUUAGUUCAGAUUUUAUUUGCAUUAUAUACAUAUUCUUUUUAAAAAAUAAAAACUUUUAUUUAUGUAUAUAUAUGUUUAUGGAACUGUAUGCUGUGUGUGUACUGAUGCCCAUGGAGGCCAGAAAAGAGAGUGGGAUUCGUGGAGCCGGAGUUUCAGGUGGUUGUGAAUAUGAAUGAUAUGAUAUCCCUGAUAUGAAUGCUGGGAACCAAAAUGUCCCAUGUAAGAACACCACUCAGCCACUGAGCCAUCUCUCCAGCCCCUACACGCAUAUUCUUAAAGUUUAGGGAACACUUCCCUCUUUGAAUUUUAACUCUCCCCCCCACCUCUUUAAUCUUGGUUUGUUUUUUUUGUUGUUGUUGUUGAUGGUGGUUAUGAGUUUUGUGUUUGUGUUGUUGUACGGUUUUGUUUGUUUGUUUUCCGAGACAGGAAUUCUCUGUGUAGUUCUGGUUGUCCUGGAACUUGCUCUGUAGACUAGGUUAGCCUCAAACUUAGAGAUCCACCUAUCUCUACCUCUGAAGUGCUGGGAUUAAAGGCAUGCGCCACAACCCAGCUCUCUUUUUAUAAACAGGAGCCAGUUUCUCAUCUCCCACUGUGUGCCUUUAUGUUGCCUGAUUUCCUUCUUUGGUUUCAUUUCAUGAUUGGCAGCCGUGUUUCUGUCGUCAUAAACUGACCUACCAGGAAUACUGCCCCAGUGAUUUUUAACCUUCAAGUCAAAACUAUUAAAGACUGGAGAAAUCAAUUUAGUGGGUCAUAGUAUUUUUAAAAACAAGGGAGCUGGAGAGAUGGCUCAGAUGUAGACAGAGUGAUUAAGGACACCUACUGCUCUUACAGAGGACCCCAAUUUAGUUCCGAGCACCCAGGUUGGGUACUCUCAAUGGCUUGUAACUCUGGCAUCAUGGGGUCUGUCACCCUUUCCCUGCCCCCUUGGGCA
This is a messenger RNA of Chionomys nivalis (European snow vole), 6253 nucleotides long. RefSeq names its product chromosome 7 C17orf100 homolog (gene C7H17orf100). Bases 149 to 544 code for a protein of 131 amino acids. The record is from RefSeq and is a predicted model, not a curated record. NCBI's taxonomy places the organism in Eukaryota, Metazoa, Chordata, Mammalia, Rodentia, Cricetidae. The transcript has 2 exons.